Molecule: messenger RNA, 3981 nt
Organism: Stomoxys calcitrans (stable fly)
Lineage: Eukaryota; Metazoa; Arthropoda; Insecta; Diptera; Muscidae
Exons: 8
Coding region: 1094-3616 (840 amino acids)
Biological process (GO): proteolysis
Molecular function (GO): serine-type endopeptidase activity
Source: RefSeq, a predicted model, not a curated record
UGGUCGGCGAUUUGUUUUGAUUAAUUAUCGAUUAAACGUCGUUGGGUCUAAACGCGGCACGCGCAACGGUUUCGAUUUGCGGAAAGACUUAAAAAGAUUACAAACGUCUCUUUUGUGAAUCUGUGGUUGGCAAAAAACAAAGUUGGGGCUAUUCAAGGCUAUUAGAGGCGCAGUAAGGAAGUCAAUUAUCGAUAUCACUCGCCUGCAACGUUAACAACAGCUACAACCACAUAAAAUUAGCUGCAACAGCAAUGAAAGGAAGACGAAACUCCAAAACAAUCCAGUGAUGCGAUGUGCGGACUUUGUUAACACAAGUUUUUCAUGUUCACGUAAUAACAGCAAUAACAGCCACAGCAGUAGUGAAGCAAGGUGCUCGACGUGAAACAUCCUCAUCAUCUGCACCGCCGUUCCUCUUCGGUCGCAAUAGCUGCUGCCUUGGAUGCCCAAAACUGACAGAGCCAUCCAACACCGCGGAGAGAAGUGGUAGAUGAACAACAGCUUUUGAACGGCAGCUAGGCCAAGUUGAAAAAGACCAAUAACCGCUGUCAGACGGGUUGCGCGCACAUCCAUUGCAGCGGUGAGUCGCAGCAGCAUACGGUGGAAACUACGCCAACAACUAGAGCAAUAACACAAGACACCGGUGAAUAGUGGUAGAGUAGUGUCUUCAUCAAAGUUUGGCUCAUCCAUCCCCCCUAAAUUUGAGAGCAGUUCCUCUAAGAGGCCGCGUCAGCAGUAGCUGCAGCUGCCGCAGAGGCACGAGAUAUCCGAGGCAGGUACAUAUCACCUUCACCAACAUCAUCAUCGUCAUCGCCAUCGCCAUCGCUACUGGAUCAUAGCGGCGCCCGCUAAAAAAUAAAAUAAUAAAUAUUGUUGAACAGGAAAAGAGCAGGCAGCGUUGUUGAAACAACAUUCCAUAACAUCCAAACGGGAGUUCAAUGAACGAGUUGGCUCUCUAAGCUAACAGGCAACCGGAAGCAACGCUAACUUCCCCUCUCCAAACCGGCUUGACUUUGGAAACUCCAACGGAAGCCUCACCACCACCCAUCCACUCCCUCUAACCAACACCAUCAUCCUUCGGAGAGCUCAAUGUAAAAUGAAAACAACGACACAAUGCAGUAUCUGGUCUCUUAUCGUCUUAUCAGCAGCAGCAACAGCAGUGUCUGUGGCCUCAGCUCAGGUGAUCGAAGGCAAUGCACCUCUUCGCCAUACACCAUCGCUGGCACCUGCGUUACAACUGACGGCCACCCCCACAACACCGUUACAAGCCUCUUCUACACAAGCCUAUGCGAGGGCAGCAAAUCAACCUCCUUGGUUGGACUACCAGCCACGCGACCCUAAGCAUACAGCUCGCAAUCUCUAUGCACCCUACCAAAGCUUCUCCAAGAAUGACGUGGCCAACUUUGCCAAUGUGGUGAUAAGACCAGAUGGCUCGGCGGUGCAGACUUUCGGCGCUUACCGCCAAGGCCGUGCAGACAUGCAGCUUCGUGCACAAGCGACUGCCGCUGUUAAUAGACGCUCCGACAAUGCCGAAGUGGAGAUUAUUAACGCGCCUGCAGUGGAGUUACCAGCCAGUCCUUUGAUAACCAUACCCAAGACCGUUGUGCCCGCCACAACGGCUACAAAUUUCACCGGACAAGGUCGUAAACGCAAUUAUCUCUAUAUUCCAUUGCAGCAAGAUCCCUCCCAGAACUAUCUUUUACAGCUCAAGCCGAAAGGAAAUGCCUCGCUCAACGAUUUAGGACCACCAGCGAGCAAUAUUUUACCAGUGGUGCCGGAAAUUGCAGAGGAUCCACAUUCAUUGGUGGACAAAACCGAACGCAGUGAUAGCUUCCCCGUAAGCCCAGCCACAUCCACCUCUACAGAUCGCUAUGACCGGGGAGAAGAGUCGAGUAGUCGUCGUGUGGGUUUUCAGUUUCCCAGUUACAGUCUGAGUCCCUCUAGCCCCUUCCAGCCGCAGGGCUAUCGGGAAGACAAUCCUGUUUUCGUGGAGCCUUCAGGUUUUGAGGAGUCCCCAGGCAUUCAAGAUAAACGCUUAACUCGGCAAUUGGUAUUCGAACCGGAUGCUUCGCCCACCUCCUACUCGUACGACUUCUCCGGCCUCGGAUCGAGUGCCAUACCGCACACUUUAAAUGCAGCGGUGGCAGCCGGUAAACAAUAUCGCGAUGAAGUGACAAAAUUCGGAGAUAUCAAUGGCCCCAUUACAGCUCUGCCGCAAAGACCUCAAAGGGGAAUUUUCUUUGGCGACACCGAGUUCAGAACGGGCUCCGUAGUUCGACCCUUUACAGCACAGAAAACCUUCAACGAUUUCAUUGGGUCUGCGGUGGAUCCCUCAAGUUCUCGCAAGAGUCGUUACUAUCCCUUCAAGUCUUCGCGCAGUCCUCGAGUGGUCUUUCCCACAAAUGACAAUGGCGCUUCGACUGGACCCAGCGGCACCGGCACCGGGGUCUAUUUCAACGACAACGUCGUGUUCCGCGAUCAAAAUUUUGGACUCAAUGAGCUGGCUUCGGUGCAGGAUGUGCGCAAUGAAUUUACUUUGCAGGAUCUGGACAGCACCUCCGAGAGCAAUGGCCUGAACGGAGCCCAAUCGGCCAGUACAUUCAAGGAAAAGGCUGACAUCACAAGCGAAUUGGAGUGUCAGCAUCGCGGUGGAUCCUGUGAGUUUUUCAUAGGCUGCUGGAUGACUGGCGGUCUAUUGCAGGGCACAUGCAAUGGCUUGUUGCGUGGCUGCUGUCAUCGGACAGCCAAGUCGGCCAACUUGCGUACCUCCGAAUACGUGGGCAACACCAUCGAUUUGACUGAUCUUCCGCAAAAGAACUAUGGACCUGUGAAAAACGAUCCCAGUUGCGGCAUAUCCUUGGCAAAGCAGACAGCCCAGAGGCGUAUAGUUGGUGGAGAUGAUGCUGGCUUUGGCUCAUUCCCCUGGCAGGCCUACAUUCGCAUUGGAUCAUCAAGAUGCGGUGGUUCCCUAAUAUCCCGCCGGCACGUGGUAACAGCUGGCCAUUGUGUAGCCAGAGCGACGCCACGUCAAGUUCAUGUCACCUUAGGCGAUUAUGUUAUCAAUUCGGCUGUGGAACCUCUGCCGGCCUAUACGUUUGGUGUGCGUCGCAUUGAUGUGCAUCCCUACUUUAAGUUCACACCACAAGCGGAUCGUUUUGAUGUCUCUGUGUUGACUUUGGAGAGGGCGGUGCACUUUAUGCCUCAUAUAGCUCCCAUAUGUUUACCCGAAAAGAAUGAAGAUUUUCUUGGCAAAUUUGGUUGGGCAGCGGGUUGGGGUGCCCUAAAUCCAGGAUCGCGUUUAAGACCCAAGACCCUGCAGGCUGUCGAUGUUCCCGUCAUUGAAAACAGAAUAUGUGAAAGAUGGCAUCGCCAAAAUGGCAUAAAUGUUGUGAUAUAUCCCGAGAUGAUGUGUGCCGGCUAUCGAAAUGGUGGCAAAGAUUCUUGUCAGGGAGAUUCCGGCGGUCCACUCAUGCAUGAAAAGAACGGACGUUGGCAUUUGAUAGGUGUGGUAUCGGCUGGCUACUCUUGUGCUUCCCGUGGUCAGCCUGGCAUUUACCAUCGCGUGCCCUACACAGUCGAUUGGAUAUCCUAUGUUGUCGGUCUAACGGGGAACAUCUAAUCACCUUCUACUUUUGCCACCUACCUUCAUCGAUUAAUUCAACUCUAUUGUAAAUAGUGGCUAAUAAUGAUUCGCAUGGAAUCCAUGGACUAUAUACUACCUACAGCCGCAAGCUUUAGUGGCUUAAGUGCCCCUGCAGGCCCUACGCUUAGGUUUCUCAUUAAUGUUAGAAUGUAUGUUUUAUCUAAUUUAAGUUCAGCCUUCCCCUCCCUCCUGCUACCACCAUUAAGCAUUAAGUUUAUUGUAUUUAUUAACCAUCCAAAACAUGCAGUUUUCUGUUAUAACCUACCAAAUGUAGGUUGUGCAACAGGCUUAAAUCGAGUUAUUAAAUUAAGUGUAAAGAAAUUAAAAAAAGAAACUUUUAU